CCCCAUAUUUAACGUCUACGCAUCCUCCUUCUGUCAUUCUGUUCUUCUGCUCUGUAUCCUGUGCUCUGACUCCACCGCAAUUGCAAUGAUCUCCUCCUCCGACAACAAACUUAUCUACCGCCACGACGCUGAGCAUCUCUCCAUCGAGCCAUGGGGUGCAAACGCCCUCCGCAUCCGCUCCUCAAAGACUCAGGCUCAGACUGAACCCUCCAAUGACUGGGCUCUUCUUCCUCCCUCUUCUACCUCUGCCACCGCUGAGGUCUCUUCAUCCGGCGGAACUGUCACCAACGGCAAAAUCUCUGCUACUAUCUCCCCGCGCGGAAAACUCAUGGUCUACAACUCCGCCGGCAAAAUCCUACUCGAAGAGUACGCCCGCAACCGCAACGACGUGCAGGAUCCAAAGUGUUCGGCGCUUUGCGUUGACGCUCGCGAGUUCAGACCGAUCCCGGGUACCGAAAACUACCAUCUCACCCUGCGCUUCGAGUCUCUCGAUCCCCACGAGAAAAUCUACGGUAUGGGCCAGUACCAGCAGCCGUACCUUGAUCUCAAGGGUCUCGAUAUCGAGCUCGCGCACCGAAACUCGCAGGCGUCCGUUCCCUUUGCGCUCUCGUCCCGCGGCUACGGGUUCUUAUGGAACAACCCCGGCGUGGGCCGCGCCGUGUUUGGCAAAAACAUAAUGUCGUUCGAAGCCUACUCGACCACCACUCUCGACUACUGGGUCGUCGCCGGGGACUCUCCCGCCGAGAUCGAAGAGGCAUACGCAAAAGCCACCGGCACCGUGCCAAUGAUGCCCGAGUACGGACUCGGGUUUUGGCAGUGCAAGCUCAGGUACCAGACCCAGGACGAGCUGCUGACGGUCGCGCGCGAGUACAAGAAGCGUAACCUGCCUAUCGACCUUAUCGUCAUUGAUUUCUUUCACUGGCCGAAGCAGGGAGAGUGGAAGUUUGAUCCUACGUACUGGCCUGAUCCAGACGCCAUGGUUGACGAACUGAAAAGCCUAAACAUCGAGCUCAUGGUCUCCAUCUGGCCCACCGUCGACUACCGAUCCGAGAACUUUGACGAAAUGCUCGAGAACGGCUACCUCAUCCGCACCGAUCGCGGCUUCCGCAUCGGCAUGGAUUUUCAGGGCAACACUGUCCAUUUCGACGCGACCAACCCCGGCGCCCGCAAGUACGUCUGGGACAAGGCAAAAAAGAAUUACUUUGCAAAGGGGAUCAAGACCUUUUGGCUUGAUGAAGCCGAGCCGGAGUAUAGCGUCUACGAUUUUGAUAAUUAUAGAUACUUCCUGGGGAGUAACCUGUCCGUGGGUAACAUCUACCCCCGCGACUAUGCUCGGGCAUUUUACGAAGGUCAGGAAAGCGAGGGACAAACGAAUAUCGUCAAUCUCCUCCGCUGCGCAUGGGCAGGCAGCCAGCGCUACGGUGCGCUCGUCUGGUCCGGCGACAUUGCAUCCUCAUGGUCUUCCCUGCGCGAUCAGUUCGCCGCCGGACUCAACAUGGGCAUCGCCGGGAUCCCGUGGUGGACGACCGACAUCGGCGGGUUCCACGGCGGCGACCCCACCGACGACAAAUUCAAGGAACUAUUUGUGCGCUGGUUCCAAUGGGGCGCGUUCUGCCCCGUCAUGCGUCUUCACGGCGACCGCUUCCCGCAGCAGCCGCAGCUCGGCACCACCGGCGGCGCGACCUGUCUCUCGGGCGCCGACAACGAAGUGUGGAGUUAUGGCGAGCAGGUGUACGAGAUUUGCAAGAAGUACAUGUUUAUCCGCGAAAAGCUGCGGGAUUAUACGCGCGAGCUGAUGGCGGCGGCGCAUGAAAAGGGCACGCCAGUCAUGAGAACUUUGUUUUACGAGUUUCCGGACGAUAAGCAGGCGUGGGAGAUCGAGGACGAGUAUAUGUACGGAUACAAGUACCUUGUCAGUCCUGUGCUGUUUCCGGGGGUCAAAACUAGAAAGGUGUAUUUGCCGGUGGGGAGUAAGUGGAAGGAGUUUGAGGGGGAGAAGGAGUUUGAAGGCGGCCAGACCAUCGAGGUUGAUCUUCAGAUCGAGUCCAUGCCUGUUUUUGAAAAGAUCUAAGUCCCGCUAGUUAUAUAUAAAUA
Molecule: messenger RNA, 2094 nt
Organism: Myxozyma melibiosi
Lineage: Eukaryota; Fungi; Ascomycota; Lipomycetes; Lipomycetales; Lipomycetaceae
Product: glycoside hydrolase family 31 protein
Exons: 2
Coding region: 86-2071 (661 amino acids)
Biological process (GO): carbohydrate metabolic process
Molecular function (GO): carbohydrate binding; hydrolase activity, hydrolyzing O-glycosyl compounds
Source: RefSeq, a predicted model, not a curated record